This is a messenger RNA of Acanthosepion pharaonis, 963 nucleotides long. Lineage: Eukaryota; Metazoa; Mollusca; Cephalopoda; Sepiida; Sepiidae. The record is from the annotation of a GenBank genome assembly.
AUGCCCUUGGUCGUCACUGGAGUAUUCGUUUCACCGGGCGUACACCAAACACGUAUUUGUCCUUCAUAUCUAAGAGUAAAGGGAGUCUCCCCAGGCCGCAUCCCAGAUCUGACGAGGAGUUUUUUCAGCGCUAAACAGCAAGGCUUCCUCCCAAUCCAUUUCAAAGCUAAUGCCGGCAAACGGUUAACGGCUUUUCGUUGUCGCAUAAAUCAAACGAGCAAACGCUUCAUUGCAGCUUCUUAUCGCCGGCAUCACGUGCAUGAUCAUAUAGCGUCUGCUUCAACCUCUGCUUUGCACUCUUCUGCGUGCCGUGGCGAUGACCAAAUUCGGCAGCUCUGCAAAGGCUGCAAAAACACCCAGGGGAAACGGGAGCAGGAUUCCAUUGAGUGCGCCUCCGUGGGGGAGAAGCGGCUGGCGUCUACUUCAACCUCUGUUUUGCUCUCUUCUGAGUGCCGUACCGAUGACCGACCCGGCAACUUUGCUAAGCGUGCCAAAAUACCAUGGCAAGGCAACCUUAGCAGGCGUUCUAAAAGAGCCUCUGCGGCAAAAAGAAAGCAGGAGGAGGAAACCGAGGUAGAGGCCUCUUUGAGGCUUUCCAGUCAAUCUCAACGGAAGCAGGAUGUUUUAUCACAUGAAAAGCUUGGUGAGCGUAACUACCGUUUGUACUGCAAAUCAGUUUACACAUAUUCGUUGAAAAGUAAGAGGAAACUAUCAAAAGGCUUGCAAGACAACAAAAAAGCGGCAACUUCCAUUCGACGAUCCCAGGAGACCACGGCUAAGAAAACCGCACGUAACGCAGCGAAAGCUGCGGCAACGUCCAUUCGACGGUCCCAGGAAUCCAUGGCUGAGAAAACCGCACGCCAUGCAGCCGACGCCGCUGCAACUUCUACUGCAAGGGCGUUGGAAAGUUCCGCACAAGGCGGCAACGCGAUGCAAUUUCAACUUCCGCUGCUAGAGCUGUAG